Messenger RNA from Daucus carota subsp. sativus, 1298 nucleotides. RefSeq names its product E3 ubiquitin-protein ligase ATL42. The record is from RefSeq and is a predicted model, not a curated record. Bases 139 to 1275 code for a protein of 378 amino acids. Lineage: Eukaryota; Viridiplantae; Streptophyta; Magnoliopsida; Apiales; Apiaceae. The transcript has a single exon.
UAGAGCGCGGCCUUAUAUAUAUUAUGGUCGCAUAUUUACAGAGUUAAAGCGGACCUUCACUAGGAUCGAACUCUCGACAUCCGAUAAACAGUGCAGAAAUUAUAGUAAAAAAAAACGAGUUGAUGUUUCUGACAAGAGAUGAUGCAUAGAAUAAUCUACCUGUUGAUGUUUAUAGCAGUGAUCAGAGCUCAGACUCCCGGGAGGCCGAGAGGGGAUGCAGUAACAAAUUUUAAGCCAAGUCUUUCGGUUGUGGUUGGUGUUCUUGCUGUUAUGUUUACCUUGACAUUCAUUUUUCUUCUUUGUGUCAAGUUUUGCCGCCACCACUCAUCUGUACAAAAUCAACUGAAUCAAGGAAGAUUUGCACAAUCAAGGUCUCGAAAUUCUGGAAUCGAUAAGACAGUAAUUGAAUCACUCCCUUUUUUUAAAUUUUGUGUGCUUAAAGGGUCAAGACAAGGGCUUGAAUGUGCUGUAUGUUUGUCAGAGUUUCAAGAUAGUGAGAUUCUUCGGUUACUUCCAACCUGUAGACACGCUUUUCACAUCACUUGUGUUGAUCAGUGGCUCGAGAGACAUUCGAGCUGUCCACUCUGCAGGCACAGAGUGAGCUCCGAGGAUCUUGCAUUGAUCACAUAUUCAGAUAGUUUGAGAUUGUUGAUGAACCCAUCAGACUUGAGACAGGACUCGAAUUUGGAACUUUUUGUGCAACGGGAGGAAGAUAAUAACUAUUUUAGCCGGGGGAGUAGCUUUAGAAAUAGUAUUCGAGAUGAAGAAGUGGCAAUCCAGAAAAGAAGUGACCAGAGUGAAGAUUCCAGAGGGGUUUUGCAUAAGAAAAAUCAUAAAAUCAUCGUCGCUGAUGUUGUCCUGCUCCAGAACAGAUGGAGCAGUGUGAGUACUUCAGACCUUCUGUUUUUGAAUUCGGAGAUGAUUAGUGAAGCCUCUAGCAAUAGAUUCCCUUCUAAGGAAGUGAAGUACAAAAAUUUUGCAAGGGCGAGAGAUGGACAUGGGCGAAAUGGUAAAAUUUCAUUUACAGGAGUUGCACAAAAUGCAGUUAAGAUAUCCGACUUAGAUGAGAAGAGAUCAAUGUCAGAAAUAAUAGUGCAUCCAAGGUUUUUAGCAAGUACUAGAACAGAUGAACCACUGAGCAGCAAAAUUAAUGGAAAUGAGGAAAGACAAAGGAAGCUAUGGCUACUAAUUGCUAGAAGAACAGUUGAAUGGUUUGCCAAUAGAGAAAGAGGAUCUGAGCUGUCCGAAAAUACUAUACAAUCUCAUGAUAUAUAAUAAAUUCUUCUUUUCCUCGGGUU